This is a messenger RNA of Trichomonas vaginalis G3, 2556 nucleotides long. Its product is annotated as armadillo (ARM) repeat-containing protein family. The record is from RefSeq and is a predicted model, not a curated record. Lineage: Eukaryota; Parabasalia; Trichomonadida; Trichomonadidae. The coding region runs from base 1 to 2556 and encodes 851 amino acids. The transcript has a single exon.
AUGGAGCGCUUCUCAAGUGAGCAAGAGUUCAUUUACUACUGUGCAAAACUUACUUCACAAGAUGAUGUUUCCCAGAGUGACAUAGAAGGAUUUCCUCUUCAUUCAGAUUUUCCUUAUUAUACAUUUCGUUUAAUGCUAGAUACUAUACCAUUUGAAGGUGAAUUAGCUAAAAAGAAACAAGUAAUUACAUCUGGGUGCAUAAGAUUAUUACGAAGCGAUGUUUGUUAUUCUUAUCGAAAUAAUAUGGAUGAAGAACUCUUGAAUCAGACAGUAGAAAUUGCCAUAGCAGCAUUCAAUGAAACGUCAAUAGAUCCACAUAUGAUAGCAUAUUUCUUAUAUUUAAUCAAAGAAGAUACACUUCCUUAUUUAUUUAAAGAAUACUCUAGCCAAUACCAAAACCAAGAUAGUAUAUACACAUCAAAGCUCUUAUGGAUUAUUACAAAUAUGAUUAGAAUCUGUUACAAAGAUAUUGAUUUCGUUACUCAACUAAAUUCAAUAAUUGAAGACAUAUUAACACGAAUUACAAGUCAGCAAAUAGAACUUGCUGUCAUACAAAAGUCUCUUUCUUCAUUUUUUUCAAUGUAUUCUUCUUAUUCACAAAAUCUAGAUCCAAAUCCUCAAUUUCAUUUACUUGAGAUAUCUUUGGAAUACAUGGACCUUUUUGCUCAACCAGAUUUGAUUUUUACUGAAUCUGGAAAUUUGAUAUCUUCAAUUUCUUAUUUUUUCAUGAGAUUCGACCAUCAUUUUGAUUCUAUUAUCAAAGAAAAUACCAAUAUCAUACAUUCUUUCUUUGAAAAAUCAAUUUCACUUUUACAAAUUUUAUUAUCAACAGAAAACAACUCAGAUGUUCAAAGUUCUUUGAUUUAUGUACUUGGAGACCUUGUUAAAUACCAGACAGAUGAAGAAAUCCAAGCAAUAUUACCUCUUUUAAUCCUAGGAUUAGUUUAUUCUGAUUUUGCAUCAAUUUUAAAUGAUCCAGAACAGUUUUUCAAUGUUUUAUUCGAUUUCAACUCGAGUACUGAUAUGUACGCAACAGAUAAUGAUUUAAGAACAAACUGUGCAGCAUAUUUAAUUAAACUUUAUAAUGAAACAGAUGAUAUACAACAUAUAUAUGAUUUGUUUACUAUUGCAAGUGAAAACAACAAAAUUUUUGAGUUCAUUUAUUUGUUUUCUUCAUUGAUUCAGUAUUUAAUUGAUAUUAAUGCCAAAAUGGAAGAUGACGUAGAAGACAUUCUUGCUGCUUUAAUUAGUUUAUCUUCGGAAUCUGAAUUAAAAAAUUGUUUCUUCUUUUUGUUUUAUUCUAUUCUUCCAUUUUUCGGAAAUUUGGAAGUUAUUCCUGAAAUGUACAAACACAUUCAAGGUUUAGUAAAUGUAGAAGAAUCUAUUGUUAAAUCACAAGUAACAUUACUCUUUAGAGCAAUUAGGAAUUCGAUUUAUUUAGAUCAAAAAGAAUUUUUGAACAAAGAAACUUUUGAUAAUAUUUGGGAAGCGAAAGAUUUGAUUUUAAACAACGAAUUUGAACUGACAUGUUCCAAAUUUAUCCUUAAAUUGCCUAAAGAACUAACUGUUGACUCCAAGAUCUUCGAAAGCGCUCAACAAUUAGUUAAUGGAUUAUAUGACAGAAUUUUCGAAAUUUUGAAUGAAUUAAAUGAUGAAAAUGAAAAAGAAUUAGAAUAUAUCAUGAAUAAAGAAGGAAACAACAUCAACUACAUUCUCAAAUCAAUACCACAAUGUGCUGUUAUUCCUGAAAUAUUUGAAAAACAACUUAUUGUACUCGAAAAGAUUCGAGAAUAUGAUUAUUCUAGAGAUGGAUUAGUUUCAGCAGUAAGUCCUUUAGCAUUGUAUCCAGAAGCAUAUCCUUUCUACAUGCAAUACAUGUUUAAUGUGAUUGAUAAUUUUGGUGAUACAUACUCAUUUUUUAUUUAUGAUAUCGGUCGAUAUUUGUAUGUUUUGUUUGAUAAGAAUCCAGAUAUUUUGGAAAUAAUUGAUGGAAAUGUUUAUAUUGUUCAAAAUUUCCUUGAAAAAUUUAUUCCUUUAACAAAUAAUGAUGUUUAUUCUGUUACUGAUAUUGAUUGUGAAUUUAUAAUGAUGAUAUUUAUUAAGUGCUUGUUUGUUGGAAAGGGAUUGACACAAGAAUCAAAGAUAUCUUUACUUCAAAUGAUAAAUAGUUUUGAUGAAAAAUUGAAUCAGAAAUAUUUUGAUUUAGUGAAACUGGCUGCUUUUAUCCAAAAUGAAUAUGAAUUAGAUGCAGCAACAAUUAUGAAUGUAAUGGAAAAUGUUCAAAAAGGAAAAUAUCCUUACACUUAUGAAAGAGCUCUGAUUUCUACUGCAUUUGAUAAGAUUAAUGACAAUCAGUUAUGUCAAAUUAUGAAUAUAUUGAUAAAAGCAAAUUAUUUCGGGGAUAAAACCGAAGGAUAUAAAUUCCCUGAUUAUACUUUAAUUCCUGGAUUUAGCGAUGUAGACUUCUUGGAUGAUGAUUUCAUUGAGGAAGACCAGCGAAUGAUCUUUGAAAAACAUAAAGAACUAUUAUCUCAUUUCAAGGAAAUGAAUGAGUAA